Messenger RNA from Pelodiscus sinensis (Chinese soft-shelled turtle), 972 nucleotides. RefSeq names its product olfactory receptor 6C65-like. NCBI's taxonomy places the organism in Eukaryota, Metazoa, Chordata, Testudines, Trionychidae. Gene Ontology annotation, biological process: G protein-coupled receptor signaling pathway. Gene Ontology annotation, molecular function: G protein-coupled receptor activity; olfactory receptor activity. Gene Ontology annotation, cellular component: membrane. The record is from RefSeq and is a predicted model, not a curated record.
AUACAUAUUAUGGAGGAGGCAGAACAAAGAAAUAAAACGUCCAUCAUGGAAUUCCUCCUCUUGGGAUUUGGGGACGUUGGUCACCUACAGCCCCUUCUCUUCCUGCUCUUUCUAGUGGUUUACAUUGUGACUGUGGCCGGGAACCUCAUCAUUAUUGCGCUAAUUGUGACCAAUCAGCAACUUCAAAUCCCUAUGUACUAUUUACUGGGGAGUUUAUCCUGGUUGGAGACCUGCCUCUCCUCCACCCUGCUGCCCCGGCUGCUGGUCAGUCUCCUGACUGGGGACAGAACCAUCUCCGUUAACAGCUGCAUGGUGCAAUUUUAUUUCUUUGCCAUCAUGUCUACUGCAGAAUCUUUGCUGCUCACGGCCAUGUCUUACGAUCGGUACUUAGCCAUAUGCAAACCCCUCCACUAUCCCGUUGUGAUGAACGGCAGGGUUUGCUGCCAGCUCGUGGCGGGGUCCUGGCUAAGUAGCUUGACCACGUGCAGCAUAGGAAUGAUUUUAUUGAUGCAACACACGUUCUGCGAUUCCAGAGAGAUCGACCAUUUCUUUUGUGAUUUUGCUCCCCUCAUCAAGCUGUCCUGUGAUGACACCCAGAUUUUACAACUGGCAACGUUUGUCAUUGCGACGCUAUGGACAUUUGUACCCCUUCUCCUCACUAUGACGUCCUACAUUUAUAUCAUCUCCACCAUCCUGAGGAUCCCGUCUGCCACCGGGCGCCAAAAGGCCUUUUCCACCUGCUCCUCCCACCUCAUUAUGCUUGCCAUUUUCUAUGUGACCGUGAUCACGGUCUAUGUGGUUCCCUCAGCCAACACUACCAAGAUCUUAAACAAAAUAUUCUCAGUCUUUUAUACCCUGCUGACCCCACUUUUCAACCCCAUUGUGUACAGCCUGAGAAACAAGGAGGUGAACGAGGCCCUGAGAAAAGCUCUUCUGAAAUUGGCUGCUCUCAGGAAUAGACAGAGAGGAUGA